Helicoverpa armigera (cotton bollworm) is the source of this 3307-nucleotide messenger RNA. Its product is annotated as gamma-taxilin. Lineage: Eukaryota; Metazoa; Arthropoda; Insecta; Lepidoptera; Noctuidae. Bases 107 to 2029 code for a protein of 640 amino acids. The record is from RefSeq and is a predicted model, not a curated record. The transcript has 8 exons. Gene Ontology annotation, molecular function: syntaxin binding.
CGAAUGAUUCGAUUCUUUCUCUAUUUGAAAACGGCCGACAACCCUAUGAGAAACGUCUUGUUCCGUUUUGUUUAGAAAAUUUUCAGAAGAGCUAAAUUGUUUUAAAAUGGAAGCAGCUACGGAAGAAACUCAAAAAGAAAGUACAGAAAAUGUGCAAUCAAAUAAAACCGCUACCGAAAAAACCCCAGAACCAACACCGCCGUUAGAAGUCAAAAAAGGAAAAAGGGAUGACCGAACCAAGAGAGAUGACAAAAACGUAGAACAGUUCAUGAAAUCCCUGAACUCCGUACCAACGUUGGAAGAGAAGUUGUCUCUAGUUUGUAAGAAAUACGUACAGACAGCUGACGAUAACAAGAAGAUGCAAUUUUACAUCAAACAGUCAGACAAACGUCACGCCAUGUUGUUGAAAGAAAAAGAACAAUUACAGCUAGAAUUUAAUAAGACUAUCCUUGUUAAAUCUAAGUUAGAGAAUCUUUGCAGGGAGCUUCAGAAACAAAAUAAGGCUAUUAAGGAAGAAUCUCUGCUAAAAAUCCGCGAGGAAGAAGAACGCCGUAAGGAGACGCAGGCCAAGUUUCAGAACACCCUGUCAGAGAUCACCGCCAUGUUACAGCAGAAUAAUGAGAAGAAUGCCAAGCUGAGGGAUGAUAAUAUCAGCAUGAGCGAGAAGUUCAAGUCUGUUGUGCAGCAGUACCAGUUGAGGGAGCAGCAGGUUGACAAAAUGGCGAAACAGAUGGCGUUAGAAUCUCAGCUGUCAGACGCGAAGAUGCAGAAGGCUAGCUUGGAGCAUCAGGCUGACAAGGAACGCUUGCUGGCCGAGAUGGAACAACUGAAGGUCACGCUCGCGCAGUACAGAGCCAAGAUCAUGGAACUGCAGGGCACGGAGACAAGUCUGCGCGGUCAGCUCGCAGUGUACACGGACAAAUACGACGAAUUCCAAAACGCGUUGGUCAAGAGCAAUCAGAUGUUCGGUGGUUUCAAGGAACAAAUGGAGAAGAUGUCAAAGAAGAUUAAGAAGCUGGAGAAAGAGUCCCUGUCGUGGAAGACGCGGUGGGAGACGUCACAGACGGCCCUGCUGGACAUGUGCGGCGAGCGGCAGGCCAGCGAGGAGCGCUGCGCCGCCGCCGCCCGCCAGCUCGCGCACAUGCAGGGGCUCUGCCGCACGCUGCAGGCGGAGCGCACGUCGCUGCUGGCGACGCUGAAGGACAACAACAUCGAGCGGCCUCCCCUCCCGCCCGCGCCGCCCGCACCGCCAGCACCUGCGCCUGCACCUGUGUCCGUCGCGCACCAGCCUGCUUCUAAUGCUAAGGUGGAUGCCAUGGCGGCAAAUUGCGCACAACUUCGCCAAAGUCUUGCACACUUACAAAGUCAAUUAAACACUCUCACAAACAAACAGAAGGAAGAAUCACCCGCGCCAGAGAAGCCUGAAAAAACUGAGAAGAAAAAGUCCAAAUCUAAGAAGAGUAAAGCUGAGAAAGCUAAAGCAGAGGCUGAAAAAGCAGCCGUAGUUAAAGAACCUGAAAGUGAUGAGUCCAACGCAAAAGAUAUAGUAGAAGAAAUCACACCCAGUGCCAGUGAAGAUACGGUCCAAGAGUCAAGUGAAACUGAGAAGGUUGAUGAAAAAACAAUAGAAAACCUAUUACAAGCUAUCAACAACGCCAAUAUCAACCUCUGCGAUUUAGAAGUAGUUAAUGACGAGGUUUCAGAAGAAACGUCACAAGAAAACUCUGAGAAAGUAGAAAUUAAUGAAGUUAAACCUGAAAAUGUCGAAGUCAAGGAAUCAACAUCAAAUGAAAGUCCUUCCGCGUCCCCUGUAGAUGAAACUGUAAACAAAGAUGAAGUCACAAAAGUUAAUGAAAUCAUAGACACUAACCUCAAUGACGUCAACGAAGUUAUUUCUAAGUUUUUAAAUGAAGUUACGGAAGUAUCAAAUGUGAAUGGGUGUGAGGACGCAAAUGUAUCAGUUGUAGAAUCGUCGAACGAAGAAGUUUCGCACUUAAACGAAGUGAAACCGAUCGUAAGCGACGCGUAAACAGUCAAUUGUGUACAUAAAUUUUAGUGUUUUGGACUUUUCUACGUUGUUUUAGACAAUUAAUACGUUUUGGAACAUAUUUUGAUGUUGUAUCAUACACAUUUGGUUGGCCUAUAAGUCUGUUACUAUUUAUAUAAAAUUGCCAGUAUUAAUAAAUAGAAUAUCAAAACUGCAGUGUAUGUCUACAUUAUAUUUAUUGUUUCAAUAAAAUAAUACAUAAAUUAUGCUGCUUAUCAUUUACUAGUCUUUACAAAAAUACGCAAAACAUAUAGUUUGAUAUUUGAAGAUGUCUUUGUAGCUGAUGAGCAAGCAAUACAGUCAAAACUUUUUGCUAGAAUCGAGUUUAAAUACACUUAUUUGUCUGUCUGUACGAAAACUUCGUAAUAUACCUACUAAAUGUGUGUGAUUCAAUAAUUUUGUAAUAAACAACUUAUGAUCUUUUUUAUUAAUUUUUUAAAAGUGAAGCUUUCUUUUUCCUAAGUUUAUACGUGACAAAGAUACAAUACGAAUUUAAAAAUUAAUGUAAGUUUCAAUUUCUUUGUAUACUAAUUCAGGUUAUAUUCUUAAUUUCAAUAAAAAAUGCCAGUUAAACUAAUUAUUUCUUGAGUAACAGUCAAAAAGUGCCUAAAAAUCUAGUCAGGUUGCGGUCUACAUUUUGAACUUAAGACUUUUCGAAAUUUAUAGCUACUUACAUGGUUUUGAUUACAAUAAUUUGAUUAAUCCUGAUUUAUUGUUUUUUUUUCAUUAAUGUGCAUUUUUAAUGUAAUAUUAACAUCGUAAACUUUGAUUUACGUUGUAUAAUAUGCUGUUGAAAUACAUACGUUUUUUUCUUUAGAUAACGCACAAACUAAUAAUAAUAGUGUAUCUGUAUGAAAUGUUCGAGUAUGGAAGCCAAGUGAAUCUUUCUUGAGUUUAUCUUGAACACCAUAAUAUUUUCGCUUAUGAUUUAAAAAAAUAUGUUUUUUACUAAGUUAUAGGAACCGAAGUGUUUAACGCAUUAUGCCAUUUAUAAAACAUGGUUUUUUUUCUUAAUAUUUUUCUUAUAAAAGUUAUUUUUCUUUCUUUCUGAUUUCGAAAUGAACUUGUUAAAGUAAAUGUGUAUGUACAAAAUGUGGUAAGUAUUAACUGUUAACCUUAUGAACGCAGUGAUCCGUAUUGUUAAGAAAAUGUUUUGAUUCUGAACGUGUUGACGUUUUGUUUAAUUUUUAUACUGUAAUGUGUUGUGUUAGACCAAGAAUUUCUGUUUUUCUAAAUAAAGUUAGAUUUUGUAACUAUCAA